Molecule: messenger RNA, 615 nt
Organism: Cordyceps fumosorosea ARSEF 2679
Lineage: Eukaryota; Fungi; Ascomycota; Sordariomycetes; Hypocreales; Cordycipitaceae
Product: secreted protein
Exons: 3
Coding region: 1-615 (204 amino acids)
Source: RefSeq, a predicted model, not a curated record
AUGAAGUUCAUCGGAACCCUCGUCUCCAUCCUCGGCGUUGCCGUCGCCGCCCCGGCCCCGUCCAACGGCCCGGCCCCGUCCAGUGUCAAGAUCAAGGGCGUCAGCCUCCUCGGCAGCGGCUGCCCUGCCGGCACCGCCGACGUCCAGGUCGACGCCACCGGCACCCUCUUCGAGGCCACCUUUUCCACCUACGAGGUGCAGACCGGCCCCGGCACCAAGGCCAUCGACUGGCGCAAGAACUGCAAGCUCACCCUCAACAUGCAGUUUGACCCGGGCUACCAGUUCUCCAUCCUCGACACCGACAUGAUCGGCUUCGCCGAGAUUCCCAAGGGUGCCAAGGGCCAGUGCAGCAACACCUUCUCUUUCACCGGCAACAGCCAGCAGGUCGUCUUCAACCAGGAGCUCAAUGGUCACUACAGCGGCCCCUUUGACCUCAAGAGCAAGGCCGGCAUCGAGUCUUGGUCUCCCUGCGGCGGCAGCACGGCCAUCCUCAACAUGAACACGGCCUGCGCCAUCACCCCGACUCACCUUCCCGCCCUCAUCGCUGUUGACCACAUUAGCGGCAAGCUUACGGUCAAGUUUGGCAUCCAGUGGCGCUACUGCCCCAAGCACUAA